AUGGUAUUGCGAGUUGAAGAUUCGCUCGAUGGAAUUAUGGUUUCUGAUCCAUAUUCUCCCGUACCUGUGCGGUCUACUUCCGAGUGUAACGCAGGGGAAUACGAGACAAAAAUACUACCAGUGGAAGAUUCGUCUAGUGUCGACUGUUCUGAUUUCGACUUUUCUGUUGAGGUGAAAUUUGAUCCUGAAGAAGGCGACUCCGUUGAAUGGAUCUCUGUAGUGUUACUGCUUGUGAAUCCAUUUGAUGAGAUUCUUGUUUCCGAUCCUGAGUAUUCUGAUCCUGAAACUUCUGUUAUCGUAUGGUCCGGUUCUGGAGGAGUUAGCUGUUCUGAUUCUGUCGUUCGUGGAGUAGUUUGUUCUGAUUCUGGAAAUGAUGUUAGGGAAACAUUUGAAGUCGUGUUUGUAGAGGAUUCUGUGAACGGCAAGUCAGAUUUGAAGGAGCCGGUGCUGGUUUCUAAGAGUAUCGUGGGCGAUGAUACCGGGAAUGAUGGGGGAGCAGAUACAUUCUCAGACAUCGAUCCUGCGGUCUGA
Messenger RNA from Gongylonema pulchrum, 531 nucleotides. NCBI's taxonomy places the organism in Eukaryota, Metazoa, Nematoda, Chromadorea, Rhabditida, Gongylonematidae. The record is from the annotation of a GenBank genome assembly.